AUGGCAGCUUCAACUGCUGACGUGUGUGUUUCGUGUCAUAAGCCUCUCACAUUGUUGAUCGAGAUUGAUGAGGAAGGGGAUGAGGCAAUGUCUGGGGCUGGCACUUCGGGCGGAGAUAGGCAUGUAGAUGACGAUCUGCUGUGUGAUCUCAAGAAUGAAGGAGGGCUACAAGAGGAUUUAGAUAUACUGCCGGUUCUGACCGAAGAGCUGUAUCUAAAAGCCUAUCCCGAAGAGCGAAAAUGUCAAGCAUUCCUCGAGUUUUGCGGACAAGGGGACAUCGAUGCUCUUGCGGAUUUGCUGGAGGGUGACAGUGAAGACGACGAACAGACUGGUCAAACAUUUUCUCAUGAAACGAGUUUGCUUCUUCGAUAUCAAGAUCAAAUUAGGACCAUGAAUAGUGGGUUGCAUGUAGCGGUUCAAAAUGGACGUACGGAAGUGGCUUGGCUUCUGUUGCUGCUCGCUUCGAGUCUCGACAUGGCUCACUUUCCAGCUGAAGUGCUAAGAGCAGCACAAGGCUUGGCUUUCAUUAGGCACGACCCAAGGGAGAAGACUGACAUUCGCUCUCUGAGAGAUUCUGAAGGCAAGACGGCAGAAGAAAGAGCAGCCUCAAUGGAUGGAAUCUGGGAUGAGUGGGUCCGACACAACUUGAUCAUGCGUCGUACGCAAAGAAGAAUGCGUAUCGAUGGCUUGAGCCAUCUCUGCGGUCUGUUUACUGCUUGA
Molecule: messenger RNA, 720 nt
Organism: Bacidia gigantensis
Lineage: Eukaryota; Fungi; Ascomycota; Lecanoromycetes; Lecanorales; Ramalinaceae
Exons: 3
Coding region: 1-720 (239 amino acids)
Source: RefSeq, a predicted model, not a curated record